GUUCCACACGAAACCUUUACCCAGGCUCUGGCCACCUCAUCAUAUGGUAUGGACUAAACCAGAGACUCAUUGCUCGUGAGUGAGAGAGACAGAACGAGAGAGAGAUAAUAGGUCCUUUCCUAGUUGUAUCUGCCUAUUGACGACCUACAUUUGUAAAUCCUCUGGGCUGUUGUGUCCCAGAGGCCUGAUCUCAGCUGAACUUGUUCCCCAAACUGCACUCCCCUCAGUGGGGGUUGGUUGUGACCCAGCUCCAGGGUACAUCCCACCUCACGGCAGGCUUUCCUUUCCUGAGCGGCUGCGUCCUGCCUGCGUCCUGCCUCUAUUUCCUGUCCUUGGUGUGCAAGGCUAAGCCUCCUCUCUCCACUCCCCUACCACCUCCCCACACACACACUCUCCCUCCCUGUUAUACGCGAUCCAAGAAGAAGAGGACUCCUCAAUCCCCUAACUUCCUGGUACAUUUCUCCCUCUCACCCUGGACAGCAGCACCAUGACCUCCAUGUCCAGCCUGUUCUCCUUCACCAGUCCAGCUGUGAAGCGUCUGCUGGGGUGGAAGCAGGGGGACGAGGAGGAGAAAUGGGCUGAGAAGGCUGUUGACGCCCUGGUCAAGAAACUGAAGAAGAAGAAGGGAGCCAUGGAGGACCUGGAGAAAGCCCUCAGCAGCCCAGGACAGCCCAGUGAGUGACCCUGUCUGUAGUGUGCGUGCGGCGUCAUACUUGGUCAAGUCCAGGCCAGGUGUGUGUGUGUGACUGUCUCUCUGGAUCAGAGAGUCUGCUAGAUGGCUAAGAUAUAAAGUACCAGUCAAAAGUUUGGACAUACCUACUCAUUCAAGGGUUUUUCCUUUAUUUUUACUAUUUUCAAUGUUGUAGAAUAAUAGUGACGACAUCAAAACUAUGAAAUAACACAUAUGGAAUCAUGUAGUAACCAAAAAAGUGUUAAACAAAUCAAAAUAUAUUUGAGAUUCUUCAAAGUAGCCACCCUUUGCCUUGAUGACAGCUUUGCACACUCUUGGCAUUCUCUCAACCAGCUUCAUGAGGAAUGCUUUUCCAACAGUCUUGAAGGAGUUCCCACAUAUGCUGAGCACUUGUUGGCUACUUUUCCUUCACUCUGUGGUCCAACUCAUCCCAAACCAUCUCAAUUGGGUUGAGGUCAGGGGAUUGUGGAGGCCAGGUCAUCUGAUGCAGCACUCCAUCACUCUCCUUCUUGGUCAAAUAGCCCUUACACAGCCUGGAGGUGUGUUGGGUCAUUGUCCUGUUGAAAAACAAAUUAUAGUCCCACUAAGCGCAAACCAGAUGGGAUGGCGUAUCGCUUCAGAAUGCUGUGGUAGCCAUGCUGGUUAAGUGUGCCUUGAAUUUUAAAUAAAUCAAUGACAGUGUCUACAGCAAAGCACCCCCACACCAUAACACCUCCUCCUCCAUGCUUUAUGGUGGGAACUACACAUGCAGAGAUCAUCCGUUCACCCACACUGUGUCUCACAAAGACACAGUGGUUUGAACCAAAAAUCUCAAAUUUGGACUCCAGACCAAAGGACACAUUUCCACCGGUCUAAUGUUCAUUGGUCGUGUUUCUUGGCCCAAGCAGGUCUCUUCUUCUUAUUGGUGUCCUUUAGUAGUGGUUUCUUUGCAGCAAUUCGACCAUGAAGGCCUGAUUCAUGCAGUCCCCUCUGUACAGUUGAUGUUGAGAUGUGUCUGUGACUUGAACUCUGUGAAGCAUUUAUUUGGGCUGCGAUUUCUGAGGCUGGAAACUCUAAUGAACUUAUCCUCUGCAGCAGAGGUAACUCUGGGUCUUCCAUUCCUGUGGCGGUCCUCAUGAGAGGUGGUUGAUGGUUUUUGCGACUGCACCUCCAUGUCUUAAAGUAAUGAUGGACUGUUGUUUCUCUUUGCUUAUUUGAGCUGUUCUUGCCAUAAUAUGGACUUGGUCUUUUACCAAAUAGGGCUAACUUCUGUAUACCCCCCCCCCCCCCACCUUGUCACAACACAACUGAUUGGCUCAAACGCAUUAAGAAGGAAAUAAAUUCCACAAAUUAACUUUUAAGAAGGCACACCUGUUAAUUGAAAUGCAUUCCAGUUGACUACCUUAUGAAGCUGGUUGAGAGAAUGCCAAGAGUGUGCAAUGCUGUCAUCAAGGCAAAGGGUGGCUAUUUGAAGAAUCUCAAAUAUAAAAUAUAUUUUGAUUUGUUUAACCCUAUCUUGGUUACUACAUGAUUCCAUAUGUGUUAUUUCAUAGUUUUGAUCUCUUCACUAUUAUUCUGCAAUGUCAAUUAAACAAUAAAUAAAGAUAAACCCUUUUGACUGGUAGUGUGUGUAUAUAUAUAUAUAUAUAGAUAUGUAUCAUCAUACUUGGUCCAGAUAUUGCCUAACCCCUCUCUCUAUCUGCCCUGCCAGGUAAGUGUGUGACCAUUCCUCGGUCUCUGGACGGUCGUCUCCAGGUGUCCCACAGGAAGGGUCUCCCCCACGUUAUCUACUGCAGGGUGUGGCGCUGGCCCGACCUGCAGUCUCACCAUGAGCUCAAGCCCCUGGAGAUGUGUGAAUACCCCUUCGGCUCCAAACAGAAGGAGGUCUGCAUUAACCCCUACCACUACAAGAGGGUAGAGAGCCCAGGUAUGUAACGUGUUCAUUCCGACUACAGUAUUGACUCGAUCUAAGGCAUUGCCGGACCCAGCCUAUACAUUUGUGGCUGUUGUGCACGUCCUUCUACAAGAAAUGUAUAUGACACAGUAAGGCUGAGCUGACUUAAGUUACCAUUUAGCCAAGUGAGGGAGAGUACUGCAUCCUUGACCAUUUAGCCAAGUGAGGGAGAGUACUGCAUCCUUGACCAUUUAGCCAAGUGAGGGAGAGUACUGCAUCCUUGACCAUUUAGCCAAGUGAGGGAGAGUACUGCAUCCUUGACCAUUUAGCCAAGUGAGGGAGAGUACUGCAUCCUUGACCAUUUAGCCAAGUGAGGGAGAGUACUGCAUCCUUGACCAUUUAGCCAAGUGAGGGAGAGUACUGCAUCCUUGACCAUUUAGCCAAGUGAGGGAGAGUACUGCAUCCUUGACCAUUUAGCCAAGUGAGGGAGAGUACUGCAUCCUUGACCAUUUAGCCAAGUGAGGGAGAGUACUGCAUCCUUGACCAUUUAGCCAAGUGAGGGAGAGUACUGCAUCCUUGACCAUUUAGCCAAGUGAGGGAGAGUACUGCGUCCUUGACCAUUUAGCCAAGUGAGGGAGAGUACUGCAUCCUUGACCAUUUAGCCAAGUGAGGGAGAGUACUGCAUCCUUGACCAUUUAGCCAAGUGAGGGAGAGUACUGCAUCCUUGACCAUUUAGCCAAGUGAGGGAGAGUACUGCAUCCUUGACCAUUUAGCCAAGUGAGGGAGAGUACUGCAUCCUUGACCAUUUAGCCAAGUGAGGGAGAGUACUGCAUCCUUGACUAUUCAUACUAUAUAGAUUUAGAGUUUCCAAGAAAUAUGCCUCAAGGUGAUUUCACCAAAACAAUAUGGGAAAUUCUGGCUGCUUCCCUGGAGAUAGUUGUCUUGUCUCCUCUGAGUGACGUGAUAUCUGCCCUUGAAUUGGUUAAUACAGAGCCGUCAGUCAGGGAGGAAGAGGAGGAUAGGGGGAGGAGCAGAGUACAGGUCAAGGACUUUCAAAAUGACCUGAUCAAUAGGAUCUGCAUCAUAUAGCACGUUUUUAGAAUGUAGUGGGAAAAAACAACUGGUAUUGAAAGCACUUUCGUUAAAAUGUAAAGGCUAGAGGAAAUCCUUGCAAUUGACAUGCACAACAGCCACAAAUGACAACAGAGGUCAUGCAGAUGAGAAGAUUCCUUCAUUAAUGUGUAGUACCUAUGUUUUCACUGGUUUCAGAUUAAAUACUGUACAGUGUCCCAAUGUUUCUUUUAAAGGCUCUUCAAAUCCAAUGUAUAUUUAUUUAAUAAUCUCUUCUCCACCAGUUCUCCCUCCGGUGUUGGUGCCUCGCCACAGUGAGUUCAACCCACAACACAGUCUCCUGGUCCAGUUUAGGAACAUGACUCACAACGAGCCCCACAUGCCCCUGAACGCCACCUUCCCAGAGUCCUUCCAGCAGCACAGUGGGGGCAGCGGUACCUCCUUCCCCAUCUCCCCCAACUCCCCCUACCCCCCCUCCCCAGCCUCCAGCGGAGGGGUGGGCACCUACCCCAACUCUCCUGCCAGCUCCGGACCCUCCAGCCCCUUCCAGCUUCCAGGUAGAUGUCAGUAUACACUUCUAUCAUAUAUCAUGCACCUAUGUGUUUAUUGGUAGUCAGUUACCAUGGCUGCUAUUACAAUAUCAUAUACUGUUAGCCUAUGUCAUAUAUUCCCACUGGGUUUUCACAUUUGUACACUUCUGGUCACACACUGCCUUUGGCCUCUAUGUGAGAAUGUAAAAGGGAAGUAACAUUGCCAUUAAAAGAAAAGUGUUUUCCUGAUGAAAAAUGGGAUUCGAAAUUAGUGGAGGACAAUUUGGUUUGAUUUCUAACUAUAUGGAAUGAUAGUCCAUGAUACAAACCAGGAUUUUCUGACAGCCAGGGGGGACAAUCAAAAUGCCAACUAAAGAGUGUACCAAAGCCCUGCAUCAGGGUGACUGGUGAGUGCCAGUCAGUGUGCCCAUCGCUGGGCACAGCAUAGGCCUGGCCUGGCCUCCGGCUCCUAUUCUGGUGGAUAUAUCCCCAGUCAGUGUGCCCAUCGCUGGGCACAGCAUAGGCCUGGCCUGGCCUCCGGCUCCUAUUCUGGUGGAUAUAUCCCCAGCCAGUGUGCCCAUCGCUGGGCACAGCAUAGGCCUGGCCUGGCCACCGGCUCCUAUUCUGGUGGAUAUAUCCCCAGUCAGUGUGCCCAUCGCUGGGCACAGCAUAGGCCUGGCCUGGCCUCCGGCUCCUAUUCUGGUGGAUAUAUCCCCAGCCAGUGUGCCCAUCGCUAGCACCAGCAUAGGCCUGGCCUGGCCACCGGCUCCUAUUCUGGUGGAUAUAUCCCCAGCCAGUGUACCCAUCGCUGGGCACAGCAAUAGGCCGGGCCUGGCCACCGGCUCCUAUUCUGGUGGAUAUAUCCCCAGCCAGUGUAACCCAUCGCUGGGUACAGCAUAGGCCUGGCCUGGCCUCCGGCUCCUAUUCUGGUGAAUAUAUCCCCCAGCCAGUGUACCCAUCGCUGGGUACAGCAUAGGCCUUGGCCUGGCCUCCGGCUCCUAUUCUGGUGGAUAGAUCCCCAGCCAGUGUACCCAUCGCUGGGUACAGCAUAGGCCUGGCCUGGCCUCCCGGCUCCUAUUCUGGUGGAUGAUCCCCAGUCAGUGUACCCAUCGCUGGGUACAGCAUAGGCCUGGCCUGGCCUCCGGCUCCUAUUCUUGGUGGAUAUAUCCCCAGGCCAGUGUACCCAUCGCUGGGUACAGCAAGGCCUGGCCUGGCCUCCGGCUCCUAUUCUGGUGGAUAUAUCCCCAGUCAGUGUACCCAUCGCUGGGUACAGCAUAGGCCUGGCCCUUGGCCUCCGGCUCCUAUUCUGGUGGAUAUAUCCCCAGCCAGUGUACCCAUCGCUGGGUAACAGCAUAGGCUGGCCUGGCCUCCGCUCCUAUUCUGGUGGAUAUAUCCCCAGUCAGUGUACCCAUCGCUGGGUACAGCAUAGGCCUGGCCUGGCCUCCGGCUCCUAUUUAUGGUGGAUAUAUCCCCAGUCAGUGUAACCCAUCGCUGGGUACAGCAUAGGCCCUGGCCUGGCCCUCCGGCUCCUAUUCUGGUGGAAUAUAUCCCCAGUCAGUGUACCCAUCGCUGGGUACAGCAUAGGCCUGGCCUGGCCUCCGGCUCCUAUUCUGGUGGAUAUAUCCCCAGUCAGUGUACCCAUCGCUGGGUACAGCAUAGGCCUGGCCUGGCCUCCGGCUCCUAUUCUGGUGGAUAUAUCCCCAGUCAGUGUACCCAUCGCUGGGUACAGCAUAGGCCUGGCCUGGCCUCCGGCUCCUAUUCUGGUGGAUAUAUCCCCAGUCAGUGUACCCAUCGCUGGGUACAGCAUAGGCCUGGCCUGGCCUCCGGCUCCUAUUUCUGGUGGAUAUAUCCCCAGCCAGUGUACCCAUCGCUGGGCACAGCAUAGGCCUGGCCUGGCCUCCGGCUCCUAUUCUGGUGGAUAUAUCCCCAGCCAGUGUACCCAUCGCUGGGCACAGCAUAGGCCCUGGCCUGGCCUGGCCUCCGGCUCCUAUUCUGGUGGAUAUAUCCCCAGCCAGUGUACCCAUCGCUGGGCACAGCAUAGGCCUGGCCUGGCCUGGCCUCCGGCUCCUAUUCUGGUGGAUAUAUCCCCAGCCAGUGUACCCAUCGCUGGGCACAGCAUAGGCCUGGCCUGGCCUGGCCUCCGGCUCCUAUUCUGGUGGAUAUAUCCCCAGCCAGUGUACCCAUCGCUGGGCACAGCAUAGGCCUGGCCUGGCCUGGCCUCCGGCUCCUAUUCUGGUGGAUAUAUCCCCAGCCAGUGUACCCAUCGCUGGGCACAGCAUAGGCCUGGCCUGGCCUGGCCUCCGGCUCCUAUUCUGGUGGAUAUAUCCCCAGCCAGUGUACCCAUCGCUGGGCACAGCAUAGGCCUGGCCUGGCCUGGCCUCCGGCUCCUAUUCUGGUGGAUAUAUCCCCAGCCAGUGUACCCAUCGCUGGGCACAGCAUAGGCCUGGCCUGGCCUGGCCUCCGGCUCCUAUUCUGGUGGAUAUAUCCCCAGCCAGUGUACCCAUCGCUGGGCACAGCAUAGGCCUGGCCUGGCCUGGCCUCCGGCUCCUAUUCUGGUGGAUAUAUCCCCAGCCAGUGUACCCAUCGCUGGGCACAGCAUAGGCCUGGCCUGGCCUGGCCUCCGGCUCCUAUUCUGGUGGAUAUAUCCCCAGCCAGUGUACCCAUCGCUGGGCACAGCAUAGGCCUGGCCUGGCCUGGCCUCCGGCUCCUAUUCUGGUGGAUAUAUCCCCAGCCAGUGUACCCAUCGCUGGGCACAGCAUAGGCCUGGCCUGGCCUGGCCCUCCGGCUCCUAUUCUGGUGGAUAUAUCCCCAGCCAGUGUACCCAUCGCUGGGCACAGCAUAGGCCUGGCCUGGCCUGGCCUCCGGCUCCUAUUCUGGUGGAUAUAUCCCCAGCCAGUGUACCCAUCGCUGGGCACAGCAUAGGCCUGGCCUGGCCUGGCCUCCGGCUCCUAUUCUGGUGGAUAUAUCCCCAGCCAGUGUACCCAUCGCUGGGCACAGCAUAGGCCUGGCCUGGCCUGGCCUCCGGCUCCUAUUCUGGUGGAUAUAUCCCCAGCCAGUGUACCCAUCGCUGGGCACAGCAUAGGCCUGGCCUGGCCUGGCCUCCGGCUCCUAUUCUGGUGGAUAUAUCCCCAGCCAGUGUACCCAUCGCUGGGCACAGCAUAGGCCUGGCCUGGCCUGGCCUCCGGCUCCUAUUCUGGUGGAUAUAUCCCCAGCCAGUGUACCCAUCGCUGGGCACAGCAUAGGCCUGGCCUGGCCUCCGGCUCCUAUUCUGGUGGAUAUAUCCCCAGCCAGUGUACCCAUCGCUGGGCACAGCAUAGGCCUGGCCUGGCCACCGGCUCCUAUUCUGGUGGAUAUAUCCCCAGCCAGUGUACCCAUCGCUGGGCACAGCAUAGGCCUGGCCUGGCCACCGGCUCCUAUUCUGGUGGAUAUAUCCCCAGCCAGUGUACCCAUCGCUGGGCACAGCAUAGGCCUGGCCUGGCCACCGGCUCCUAUUCUGGUGGAUAUAUCCCCAGCCAGUGUACCCAUCGCUGGGCACAGCAUAGGCCUGGCCUGGCCACCGGCUCCUAUUCUGGUGGAUAUAUCCCCAGCCAGUGUACCCAUCGCUGGGCACAGCAUAGGCCUGGCCUGGCCACCGGCUCCUAUUCUGGUGAAUAGAUCCCCAGCCAGUGAGGUUUGCUGAUGCACAGAUCCACAACAGAUCCACAACAGAUCCACAACAGAUUCAUGGGCUGCUGUAGUCAGCCAGGCAUAAUGGCAGCAGGGAAAAGAGGCUCAAGACUUUUGUCUUUUUUAAUUGUGCUGAAUUGCCCCCAGGCUUGAAACACUGUAGUGCUAGUGCUAUCACUUCUAUGUGGUCUAUCUUGGUGUAACCGGAGGAAAGCCGAGUUAUUAUUCAGAAAUAGGGAUACAUCUCCAGAGAAAUCCCUCUAAGCAAGGUAGUAACCUGUAAAUGUUUGGUCUGUAGGAAGACCAGUCUUCUUCAUAAAAAAAAAAACAUUACCAACUGUCCCCACCCACACCCCACUUGAAAUGUUUCUCCAUUUCUCUGUAAUACAACACGUAUAGGACUGGCCAUAGAUUAGUGUUCCAUUUGAUGGAUGUGUGUGAAACCCUACACCUGUUUCCGGGUAGAGAAAGAUCCUGUGGUGGUGGAGGGGUUUUAACUCCUCUUGGGAGUUGUGUAUGUGUCCAUCCGCUGUGAGUGUGUGUGUGUGUGUCCAUCCGCUGUGAGUGUGUGUGUGUGUGUGUGUGUGUGUGUGUGUGUGUGUGUCCAUCCGCUGUGAGUGUGUGUGUGUGUGUGUCCAUCCGCUGUGAGUGUGUGUGUGUGUGUGUGUGUGUGUCCAUCCGCUGUGAGUAUGUGUGUGUGUGUGUCCAUCCGCUGUGAGUGUGUGUGUGUGUGUGUGUGUGUGUCCAUCCGCUGUGAGUGUGUGUGUGUGUGUGUGUGUGUGUGUGUGUCCAUCCGCUGUGAGUGUGUGUGUGUGUGUGUGUGUGUGUGUGUGUGUGUGUGUGUGUCCAUCCGCUGUGAGUGUGUGUGUGUGUGUGUGUGUGUGUGUGUGUGUGUGUCCAUCCGCUGUGAGUGUGUGUGUGUGUGUGUGUGUGUGUGUGUGUGUGUGUGUGUGUGUGUGUGUGUGUGUGUGUGUGUGUGUGUCCAUCCGCUGUGAGUGUGUGUGUGUGUGUGUGUGGACAACCAUUUGUCAUCAGCAGCAGCAGCUGGUCUCCUAACUAUCCGUCCAUUGUGGUGUUUUCUCCUCCAGCUGACACCCCACCCCCGGCCUACAUGCCCCCUGACGAGCAGAUGGGACAGGAGGGGUCCAUGGAGACCACCACCAGCAGCAGCGGGCCCAGGAACAUGCCUAGUGGGGGUGAGGAGUCUGACCUUCAACUUUACACUUUAUUUUACCAGGGAUUAUUUUUUUUCCCCCACCC
This is a messenger RNA of Coregonus sp. 'balchen', 9091 nucleotides long. The record is from the annotation of a GenBank genome assembly. Lineage: Eukaryota; Metazoa; Chordata; Actinopteri; Salmoniformes; Salmonidae.